AUGGCUGGAGGUGAUCUACACUGGAUAUGGAAACCAUACGCGCUUUACGCUCAGAUUGAUUAUGUAUACGGAUGGCCCUCGUUCACACGAGGAGACGGCUUUGCGAAUGCCCAGUCAUUGAUGAAUGUGCUUGAAACAAUCUUGAAUCUGGCAUACGUCUACUACGUGCACAUCCGUCCUUCUUCUGUUGCCCCGCUUGUUGGGUUUUCCAGUGCAUUAAUGACAUUGUCCAAGACUGUCUUAUAUUGGUUAAAUGAUUAUUAUUGCUCGUGGUGUACUAGUCACAACCCUCCACUCAAAUGGAUUAUCCUUUUUGCUUUACCGAAUACUUCUAGCUCCAUCUCAUCCCAAUCUCUUGCGCUAAACAUAAUGAUGAACGACUAUCGCACAGUGCUCUACCGAUUGGACUUGGCCACCUCGUAUCCAACACUACAUGCAUUAUUGCAGCAUUUCAUGAACGAAUCGCCCCUCGACGGUACUCUCGAGCUGCGUGUAGUGACCACUCCUAGCACUGGCAGUCCUCAUAUCCCAACCCCUCCAAGGUCGCCCAACCCGCAUGCACCUCAUGCGAUGAUGUCAGCACCCGAGCAUUACAUGUCUUUCGCUCGAUCCGAUGAUGGUCGGGAGGUCCAUGCCCGGCACACAUUUGGUGUUCCGCCCGACCCCGACCUCAAUGUGAGCCCUAGUUCUCCAACCCAGAGGAGCAUUUAUGCUCGUAAGCCCAUGAUGGCAGUUACCCACGAAUUUCCACCAAAGACCUCGGUCAUCGCUGCUUUCAUUCCAAUCGUCGAGCAUUUCUUGCGGACAGAUCAUGAGCUGGCAUCUGUCAUUUUCGAGUGUCGAAGCUACAUGCAACCGGCGGAACGAGGCGAAGUCCAUCCACUAGAGAUCCUAGACAGACAGGCUCCGUACAAGCGUAUGUUCGGAUAUGUGGGGAGAGUAAGAGGAGGCAUGACCGUAUACGAACUAGAUGACACUGUAACGGGAACUAUGUUCUCUUCCAUUCCUGUCAAUUUCCCCUUGCCGCCAUGA
Messenger RNA from Rhizoctonia solani, 1032 nucleotides. RefSeq lists its product as uncharacterized. The coding region runs from base 1 to 1032 and encodes 343 amino acids. The transcript is spliced from 7 exons. NCBI's taxonomy places the organism in Eukaryota, Fungi, Basidiomycota, Agaricomycetes, Cantharellales, Ceratobasidiaceae. The record is from RefSeq and is a predicted model, not a curated record.